AUGCCGCCGCCGGCGCCGUCCUCCUCCGAUCUCUGCGACUGCACGGCGCGCGAACUCGCCGCGCUGGUCCGCCGGCGGCAGGUCUCGGCGCGUGAGGUCACGACGGCCCACCUGAGGCGUAUCGAGCAGGUCAAUCCCGGCCUGAACGCCAUCGUCACCCUGCUGCCGGAGCGGGCACUGGCGGAGGCGGACGCCACCGACGCCGCGCUGGCGCACGGGCAGAACCCGGGUCCCCUGUGCGGAUUGCCGGUGGCGCACAAGGACCUCUUCGUCACCGCCGGCAUCCGCACGACGUUCGGCUCGCUGGCCUUCGAGCACCAUGUGCCGGACGAGACCGCCCUCAUCGUCGAACGCGAGCGCCGCGCCGGAGCCAUCACGCUCGGGAAGACAAACACGCCCGAGUUCGGCGCCGGGUCGCAGACCUUCAACGCGGUGUUCGGCGCGACCCGCAACCCAUGGCAGCGAUCUGGGCGGAUCGCUCCGCAACCCGGCCAGCUUCUGCAACGUGGUCGGAUUCCGCUCGUCUCCCGGUCGUGUCCCCCGCUGGCCCAGCGCGGCGCCCUGGUUCCGUUCGACAUCCACGGCCCGAUGGCCCGCACCGUCGCGGAUGUCGCGCUCGUUUUCGACGCGAUCGCCGGACCGGACGCGCGGGCGCCGUUGUCGCUGGGGAUCACCCCCGGGACAACCGCCGGACGGCUCGAGCGGGACUUCAGCGGCACCCGCAUCGGGUGGACGGCCGACCUCGGGACGCUCCCGGUGGAACCGGCCGUCACCGCGGUGUUCUCGAGCCGGCGGGCGACCUUUGAAGACCUUGGCUGUAUCACGGACGACGACUGGCCCGAUCUGUCCGGGGCGGACGAGGUCUUCACCACGUGGCGCGCCUGGUUCUACGACCUGGCGUUCGGCGCCGUCCUCGAUCGACAUCGGCCGCUGCUCAAGGACACCGUCGUCUGGAACAUCGAAGCCGGCCGCGAACUCGGCGGCGCGCACAUCGCCGCCGCCGAACGCGCCCGGGCGGCGCUGUACGACCGGGUCCGGCGUUUUCUGGAGACGCACGAGUUCCUCGUGCUGCCGGUGGCGCAGGUGGCGCCGUUCCCGGUCGAACUGCCGUACGUCACGGCCAUCAACGGCCAACCGCUGCCCACGUAUCUCGACUGGAUGAAGUCCUGCUGUCAGAUCAGCGUGACGGGACUACCGGCCAUCUCGGUACCAGGCGGGUUCACCGCCGCCGGGUUGCCGGUCGGCAUCCAGAUCGUGGGGCGGCCCUACGACGAUCUCGGGGUCCUGCAGCUCGCCCACGCGUUCGAUGCAGGCCACCGGCUUCUGGCAACGGCGCCCCCCGAUCCUGCCGGUGCGCUGAUCCCCGACCGCCCCGGCGUCGCAGCCAGUCUGCCCGGCCGCCGGACUGGCAUCGGCUGCCGGGAAGUGAUACAACGCUCGCGAUGCGCUGCGCGAAUACGAAUGUCUGAUGUUCCGGGAGCGCGGGGCACGGAGGCAACGAUGAGCACGCGAUUGAAUCGAGCAUUCGGUGUGGCGGGGGUAGCGGUCCUGCUGGCGGCCGGACUGGCCUGGGUCGGCGCCGGCGCCGGCGCGCAGGUGGCGCUGGACGCGGACGAUAUCGGCGGCGUCGUACGCGGUGCCAACGGACCCGAGGCGGGGGUCUGGGUCAUCGCCGAGACGGACGAACUCGACACCCGGUUCCGCAAGAUCGUGGUGACCGAUGACGCGGGGCGCUACACGCUCCCGGAUCUGCCGCCCGCCCGCUACGACGUCUGGGUCCGCGGAUACGGCCUGACGGACUCGGCGCCGGUGACCGCCCGCCCCGGCGCCACGGUGGAUCUGCAGGCGGUUGUCGCCGCGACGCCGCGCGAGGCGGCCGCGGUCUAUCCCGCCAACUACUGGUACUCGCUCGUCGAGGUCCCGCCGGAAAGCGCGUUCCCCGGCACCGGCGAGAACGGCAACGGCAUCUCUCCCGGCAUGCGCACCCAGGCCGCCUGGAUCGACGGACUGAAGCAGGGCUGCCAGUUGUGUCAUCAGCUUGGCAACCAGACGACCCGCGAGAUCCUGAAUCCCGGCGACUUCGAUUCGACCGAGGCCGCCUGGGCCCAUCGCGUCCGCGUCGGCCAACGCGGAUCGCGCAUGAACGGCGGUCUGCGGCGGUUCGGGGCGGACCGGGCGGUGGCAAUGUAUGCCGACUGGACCGACCGCAUCAUGGCCGGCGAGGUGCCCGAGGCUCCGCCGCGGCCACAGGGGCAGGAGCGCAACGUCGUGUUGACGAUGUGGGAAUGGGGCGGCGAGACCGGAUACGUUCACGACGAGAUCGCCACCGACAAGCGCAACCCGCAAGUGAACGCGGGCGGGCCGGUGUACGGCGUGGAGUUCGCCAACGACAAGCUGGUCUGGGUCGACCCCCGCACCAACGCGGCGCGCGCGAUACAGAUUCCGGUCCGGGACACCCCCGGCGAGGGAGACUUCAGGUCCUACAUCGACCGCGAGAACCUGGAACCGUCGCUCUACUGGGGUGACGAACUCAUCUGGGACAAUCCCGGAAACCCGCACAACCCGAUGAUGGAUGGACAGGGACGCAUCUGGAUGACGCACCAGAUCCGCGGCCCCGGCAACCCGGCGUGGUGCCAGGAAGGGUCGGACAACCGGUUCGCACAGCACUAUCCGCUGUCGCGCGCCGCCCGGCACGUCGCCUACUACGACCCGGCGGAUGACGACGUGACGCUGAUCGACACCUGCUUCAACACCCACCACCUGCAGUUCGGGUACGAGGACAGCGAACGGCUGUAUCUGAGUUCCGUCGGUCCCGUCAUCGGCUGGCUCGACGUCGAUCUGUUCGAGGAGACCGGCGACGCGCAGGCCGCGCAAGGCUGGUGCCCGGUGAUCGUCGACACCAACGGCGACGGCCGUAUCAGCGACUGGGUCGGCCGCGGCGAUGCGCUCGAUCCGACCAGGGACAAGGAAAUGGGCGCCGGCUGGUAUGGCAUCGUGCCCGACCCGACCGAGCGCAGCGUCGUCUGGGCGGCGUCCGGCGGGGUGCCGGGUCAGAUCGUGCGGCUCGACUGGGCGACAACCCGCCCGAAACCUGCAUCGCCGAGGGUAUUCCCCCCGCGGCAUCGACAUCACGACCGACGGCAUCGUCUGGACCGCGCUCUCGGGCAGCGGCCACUGGCCAGCUUCGACCGCAGCAAGUGCGACGUACUGAACGGCCCGACCGCCACCGGGCAGCAUUGCCCGCAGGGCUGGUCGCUCUACGCCACACCCGGCCCCCAGAUGAAAGGGGUCACCAGCCACGGCAGCGCCGACUUCCACUAUUACAACUGGGUGGACCAGCACAAUACGCUGGGACUCGGCGAGAAUGUGCCGAUUGCGACCGGCAGCACCUCCGAUUCGCUGCUGGCAUUCCUCCCCGACACGGAGGAUUACGUGAUCCUGCGCGUCCCCUAUCCGCUGGGCUUCUACUCGCGCGGCAUGGACGGGACGUAUCGACGACCCGGACGCCGGCUGGAAGGGGCGCGCGGUCUGGGCCGACUACGGCACCAACGCGGUCUGGCACUCGGAAGGCGGCAAGGGCACGCAGGGGAACCUGGUGAAAUUCCAGAUUCGCCCCGAUCCCCUCGCGCACUAGAAGUCUGCCACCCGACCGGCGACAUUGCGGAACACGGCCCGAAAGGCAGAGCCCUUCCGGGCCGUGUCGUUGUCCACGGACUGGCGGCAUUCGGUCUCACGAUGAGCAGCGCGGCUGCAGCGGACCCCACGGCCCACGUCGCGGGCGAUCUGGCGCUCGUGCUGGUCGGCGGCGGCGCCCGGGCCGCCUAUCAGGUCGGUUUCCUGCACGCCCUCAUCAAACAGCACCCCGAUCUGCAGUUCCCGAUCAUCACCGGCACGUCGGCGGGGGCCAUCAACGCCGCGUAUCUGGCGGCCCAGAGCGGUCCAUUGACCGCUGCGAUCGACGGGCUGGCCCAGCUCUGGCGCCAGCAGCGUGUGGAUCACGUGUUCCGGGUCGACAACCGCUCGCUCGUCAACCAUGUCCUGCGCUGGGGCAUGAAGCUCGUCUCCGGCGGUGGAUCGCUCGCGCCGCAGGUCGAGGGCUUUCUCGACACCGCGCCGUUGCGUCAGUUCCUGCAUGACUGUUUCACACCGGCGGACAGCGGCGAGAUCCCCGGUAUCGCCCGCAACAUCGCGGCGUGCCGCCUGCGUGCCCUGGCCAUCACCACCACCCGCUACGAUUCCGGGCAGUCGGUCAUCUGGGUCCAGGGCGCCGAUAUCGAGGAUUGGGAGCGGCCCAACCGCCACGGCCGCAAGGCGCGCAUCACGGUCGAGCACAUCAUGGCCUCGGCCGCGCUGCCGCUGUUCUUCCCUGCCGUCAGACUCGAUGACGGGUGCUCAUCCGCGCGAUGCUGCUGGACGAUCUCGAUCGGGACGAGUGGAACACUGCGGCGCCUCAACCGGCUGGUGCGCCGCCUGCCGCCCGGCCAGCGCGAGGGGCUGCGCCCGGUAGAGCUGGUCGUGAUUCGGCCGUCGCGCGAUCUGGGCGACCUGACCCGCGAGUUCGAGCCUCGUCUGCCGCGCCUGUUCCGUCACCUGACGCGCAGCCUCGGCUCGCGGGAGAUGGCCAGCCAGGACCUGCUGAGCCUGCUGAUGUUUCAGGAGGACUACAUCGACCGGCUGCUGGCGAUCGGCGCAGCGGACGCCGCACGCGACGCCGACCGGGUCGCGGCGCUGCUGGCGGGCACGCACGAACCCUGA
Geodia barretti is the source of this 4755-nucleotide messenger RNA. The record is from the annotation of a GenBank genome assembly. NCBI's taxonomy places the organism in Eukaryota, Metazoa, Porifera, Demospongiae, Tetractinellida, Geodiidae.